Andrographis paniculata is the source of this 934-nucleotide messenger RNA. RefSeq names its product protein BUD31 homolog 2. The record is from RefSeq and is a predicted model, not a curated record. Gene Ontology annotation, biological process: mRNA splicing, via spliceosome. Bases 341 to 778 code for a protein of 145 amino acids. Lineage: Eukaryota; Viridiplantae; Streptophyta; Magnoliopsida; Lamiales; Acanthaceae. Gene Ontology annotation, cellular component: spliceosomal complex; nucleus. The transcript is spliced from 4 exons.
GUGUGUAACCCUAAAUUAAAUUCUAAACCGAACCCCAUACACGGCAAGCCCCCUCUCCUUUCUCUCUCCCCUUCCUUCCGACCCCAACCUCCGGCGUCCGUCCAGCGCCGCCUCCCUCCGCUGAUUCCCACCGCUCCUCCCUCGCCGUCGACUUCCCAGCCGAACCGCCCUCGCCGCCGUUCCUCUCCUCUCCGACGACAAUCGCUCCAGACCGUCGACCCACCGCCCGCCGUCGCUCCUCCUCCAUUCAGCCGUUCCUCUCCCACCUCAUCCACAAGCGCCGCCGUCACUCCUGAGACAGCCGCCGAUCUUAGCCUCUGCCCACCGGCUCGUGUGAAUCAUGCCUAAAGUAAAGACGAACAGGGUUAAGUACCCGGAAGGAUGGGAGCUGAUUGAACCAACUCUACUCGAACUUCAGGGAAAGAUGAGAGAAGCUGAGCUUGAUCCGCACGAUGGUAAAAGAAAAUGUGAGGCGUUAUGGCCUAUAUUCAAGAUAGCCCAUCAAAGGAGCCGAUACAUAUUCGACCUUUACUAUAAGAGGAAGGAAAUUUCGAAGGAAUUAUUUGAGUUCUGCUUGGACCAGGGACAUGCUGAUCGGAAUUUAAUUGCUAAAUGGAAGAAGCCCGGUUAUGAACGACUAUGCUGCUUAAGGUGUAUGCAACCGCGAGACCAUAAUUUCCAAACCACGUGUGUCUGCCGAGUCCCCAAACAUCUUCGAGAAGAAAAGGUUAUAGAAUGUGUACAUUGCGGCUGUGGAGGCUGUGCUAGUGGAGAUUAAGCGGUAACUCCUUCGCCGUAUCCUUUCCAAACUUUGUAUGCAAAACUAUUAGCUUCCGAAUAGUUGCUUGGUCUGAUAUCUUUCACUGAACUGAUAUUCGGAGUUGAAAUUAACAUUUGCUAUGAGUAAAAGAAUCUGCCUGUUAUGUUGUUAUGA